AUGCUCUCUCGAUACACCCGCACCGUCGAUCAUCGUCUCCUGCUGCCCCGCAGCGGCCUGUCCAUUUCGGUUCCGGCCAUCACGCGAGCGAUGGUUGCUGUCCGAGACGAACCCGUCCAUCGCGGGUACGGGAGGCCAACCCAGUGCCACGGCGAGCACGGCCACGUUCCGAUGCCCCGCAGCCAACGGGACAGGCCAGCAGAACAAUGCACGCCGCGUUCCCCCGGUGGCCGACUGUACGCCGGCCCCGCCACGUCAUGCGUUGGGGAGUCGGACGAGAGCGGCAAAGGCUACGGGGAGCAUGACGGCCGACCACUCUCCUCGACCCCAUUCGUGACCGAGGUUGGGUUGCGAAAUUCUAGACCCAUGUCGAAUAUUUCCUCGUCCAAGGGGAAAUGCUCCGCUGUCGCUCGGGAGGAGGGCUCGUUGACGACGGCCGUCGGCCCUGGCGUGACUUGA
Messenger RNA from Drechmeria coniospora, 459 nucleotides. RefSeq lists its product as uncharacterized. Bases 1 to 459 code for a protein of 152 amino acids. The transcript has a single exon. NCBI's taxonomy places the organism in Eukaryota, Fungi, Ascomycota, Sordariomycetes, Hypocreales, Ophiocordycipitaceae. The record is from RefSeq and is a predicted model, not a curated record.